Messenger RNA from Pseudogymnoascus verrucosus, 2134 nucleotides. RefSeq lists its product as uncharacterized. Gene Ontology annotation, biological process: transmembrane transport; carbohydrate transport. Gene Ontology annotation, cellular component: membrane. The transcript has 4 exons. The record is from RefSeq and is a predicted model, not a curated record. Lineage: Eukaryota; Fungi; Ascomycota; Leotiomycetes; Thelebolales; Thelebolaceae. The coding region runs from base 354 to 1964 and encodes 536 amino acids. Gene Ontology annotation, molecular function: carbohydrate:proton symporter activity.
CUUGCGCAAGCAGACCCACAAGUGAUCGGGGCAACUAGGACCAAUUCCCCCGUCAAAGCGAGUCUUCAGGAAUUUUCGGGUUUAGCCAGUUCUCCUCGAAUGCGGGGGUUAGUCUGGGGCAUGCAUUAUGGGGUUGGGGCCCCCGGAUCGACAACGCAAAAUUGGACCACGUCUAGCUCUAGCUCGCAAGCUUAAACAUUUACAUACCACAUGGCAUUGAUUUCCCGUGCGAAGCUGGAAGCUGCCGCGUGGGGUGAGAUAAUGAGGGAAAGCGUUCUUGAAACCUGCUUCGUCUCUCAUCACCCCUAAUAUCGCUCUUUAUCUAUAUCGCAGCUUCCGAGUCAGUUCCAACCAUGGACUCCCUCCGCAAACGAUUGCCAGCCCCAAGGCAGGACAUCCUAGCCAAAGAAUCCCGAAGCUCGCCAUCCAUCACUGCAGCUUUCGAACCGUCUAGAAUCUCUGAACUGGCAAGAGAUUCUCCGCCCUGGUACAAGGUCGCUUCAAGAAGACGACUAUAUGCCCUACUGUUUCCAGGCGCGAUUGUUUCAUACAUGACAAGUGGCUACGAUGGCUCAAUGAUGAAUUCUCUCCAGACUGUCAGCUACUGGGAUGACUUUUUUGGAAACCCCAGAGGAUCAACACUUGGGUUGGUCAGUGCUAUCAUCGCUCUUGGUGCCAUGUGCUCUGCACCUCUUGCCCCAUGGGUGGCGGAUCACUAUGGACGCAGAUGGGGUAUUACCGUUGGGAGCUGCAUCAUGAUUGCCGGCGCCAUUAUUCAGUGUGAAAGUACCACUUUCGCCAUGUUUGUUGUUAGUCGAUUCAUUCUUGGAUUUGGUCUUACUUUCUGCACCACUGCAUCGCCCAGUCUAGUCAGUGAGUUAUCGCAUCCCAAGGAGCGAGUCGCAGUCACGGCCAUAUGCAACACUUGCUGGUUCUUAGGUGCCAUUGUUGCAGCUUGGUUGACCUACGGUACACGGGUUAUCCCAAGUACUUGGUCGUGGAGAAUCCCUUCCCUUCUGCAAAUGCUGCCCAGCAUGAUACAGCUCUCUGCCAUUUGGUUUCUGCCUGAAUCUCCGCGAUGGCUCAUUUCACAUGACAGAGGCGAAGAGGCAAUGGCGGCGUUGAAACGCUACCAUGGUGAUGGAGAGGAAACUGAGUUGGUAAAGCUUGAGUACGAAGAGAUCUGUGCUGCCAUCCACAUGGAGAAAGCGUCCGGCAACACAACAUGGAAGUCAAUGGUCAGCACUAAGGGCAAUCGUUAUCGAAUGUUCAUUGUUGUGUGCAUGGGCACUUUCUCCCAGUGGUCUGGCAAUGGAUUGAUAUCAUACUACCUCGCUCGCAUUUUAGAGACUAUCGGUAUCAACGACUCAGCUACAAAGUCACUCAUCAAUGGCAUAAUCAACAUUUGGAAUUUUCUGAUUGCCAUUUCUUCUGCUCUUCUAGUAGAGCGCAUCGGACGUCGUCCGCUAUUCCGGAUAUCUACAAUCGGCAUGCUUGUUACUUUUACUUCUUGGACCAUCGCUUCUGCUGUAUACGCAGAGACUGCUGCCCAUGGCGCCGCUAUGGCUGUUCUUGUACUCAUCUUUUUGUUCCAAUUCUUCUACUGCAUCGCCUUCUCGCCUCUGCCGGUAGCAUACUCAGUCGAGAUCCUCCCUUAUUCGGUCCGCGCAAAGGGGAUGGCAACUUACGUCUUCACUACAAAAGUAGCGGUGUUUGUUAAUCAGUAUGUUAAUCCAAUUGGAUUGGCAAAUAUCCAGUGGAAGUAUUACAUCGUUUACGUUGUAAUUCUGGCUAUCGAGAGUUUUAUUGCAUACGGAUGGUUUGUCGAAACUAAGGGAAGAGCAUUAGAGGAGAUUGCUGUUCUCUUCGAUGGCGAGGAGGCUGAGGUGAUUACUGCUGCAAAGUCGGAGGUCGAGAUAGCUCAAGUGGAGGACUUAGACCGCGCCAGUCUCAAAAAGGCCUAAUCUAUGUACAAAGAGAAAACUGUACGGAAUGAACUGAUAUAUUCAUUCCAUAUACUUUACUGCCUGAAGCCUCCUCUUCCGUUCUGCCAGACUGAUAAUUUUUGGUGACUAGAGAAUCAGGCACUAUUUUGGCUGUAGUUAUCUGAAUCUUAUAACUGGGAUCGUAUAUG